CUCUCUCUCUCUCUCUCUCUCUCUCUCUCUAUCUAUCUCUCUACUUCAAAACUAAAGAAAGAAAGAGGCCAAACACCCUCUUUUGCUCUUGUUUGUUCCCACAUAACCCUGUUCCUAUUUGUGCAUGAACAUUAUUAGCAAACGGUUUUUUUUUGUAUGUGUUGAGCAGCAGCAUUCUUGCUGUUUUUCACGUAGCGGUUGAAAAUGGCAUCACCUUCUGAGCUAAGCCUGGACUGCAAGCCCCACAGCUACUCCAUGCUUCUGAAAUCUUUUGGAGACCAAACUGACCAGACCCAGAAGCUCGAAGAUUUCCUCACUCGCCUUGAGGAAGAACGCAUCAAGAUCGACGUUUUCAAGCGCGAGCUUCCCCUUUGCAUGCAACUCCUUACCAGCGCUAUGGAGGCAUAUAGGCAGCAGCUGCAAGCGUACAGAGCAAACAGAGGUCCAAGGCCUGUUCUUGAAGAGUUCAUACCCCUCAAACAUUCAACAUCUGAAAGCUCGGAGAAAUCAUCAAAUAAUUCUGAUAAGGCAAAUUGGAUGACAUCCGCUCAAUUAUGGAGCCAAGCCAGUGAUCAGGGAACCAAGCCACAAUCCAGUACAAUUGUAUCCCCUAAAGAGCACGAUAUCGGCUUCAAUGUCUGUCCAAAGCUUGCUUUGGACACAAAACAGAGAAAUGGUGGAGCCUUCCAUCCUUUCUCCAAAGAAAGAAACUCCCCCACUUUGCGGGCGCUUCCUGAUUUGGCUCUUGCCUCUGCUGACAAAGAGUUGGAGGAUAAAAAGUGUUUGGAGACUGAGAAUAGGAGAGAAAAUUCUUGCAAGGGUGGCGUGGCGAUUGAGCAAGGGAAAGGUCCUGGUAAUCCAUCAGAUGCGCAAACAGCCUCAGCAGCCAACGCCCCUAAUCAGACUCAUCGAAAAGCAAGGAGAUGUUGGUCGCCUGACUUGCAUAGGAGAUUCGUUAAUGCUCUUCAGAUGCUUGGUGGUUCUCAAGUGGCCACACCAAAACAGAUCAGGGAGCUGAUGAAGGUUGACGGUUUGACCAAUGAUGAAGUUAAAAGUCACCUGCAGAAAUACAGGCUUCACACUAGACGACCCAGCCCAAGCCCACAAGCAGCCGGUGCCCCAGCACCCCAGCUGGUAGUCCUAGGUGGCAUAUGGGUCCCGCCAGAGUAUGCCACGGCGGCAGCAGCAGCUCAUUCAGGCGCCCAAGCCUUGUAUGGUGCACAUGCAACGUCACAUGCACCGCCACACUACUGUGCACAACCUGUGCCACAAGAGUACUAUGCUGCAGCACCAGCAGUACCCGGCCCUCCACCGCACCACCAGUUGCACCACCACACCCUCCACCACCAACUCCACGUCUACAACGCCACGUCGCAGGCCCACAGCUCCCCGGAAUCGGAUGUUAGAGGGACAGGGGACCGGUCGGAGAGCAUCGAAGACGGCAAGUCGGAGAGCAGCAGCUGGAAGGGUGAAAGUGGUGAGAAUGGAGGGGAGAGAAAAGGGUUGGCUGCACUUAGAGAAGAUGGGGAGGAAAGCAAUGGGAGUGGGAUCACUCUCAAAUUCUAAGGCUUUGUGGUAGAAGAGAUAGGGUUAGGGCGUUAGGGUCUUGCAUGUUUUCUAUCCCAUGUUUAUUAUUCUAUUUUUAUGUUCAAAUAUAUUUGUCGAAGGGAGGGUAAAAAGGGCAUAAUGGAAAAGGUGAGUGUUUGUUUUGUUAUCCUUUUGUUAGAAAAGAUUGAAGAUUGGAUUA
Corylus avellana is the source of this 1747-nucleotide messenger RNA. RefSeq names its product Homeodomain-like superfamily protein. Gene Ontology annotation, molecular function: DNA binding; DNA-binding transcription factor activity. Gene Ontology annotation, biological process: regulation of DNA-templated transcription. The record is from RefSeq and is a predicted model, not a curated record. Lineage: Eukaryota; Viridiplantae; Streptophyta; Magnoliopsida; Fagales; Betulaceae.